GCCACUUUCUGUCUUUCUGUCUACUACCUUUAUACGCUUACUCUUUUUUCUUUAAUCAGAUGUAGAAAUUAGUUGUGAUAACACAAUUUAUGUAAUAAAAGAAGCAGCAGUGCGUUCUAGGAGCGAGCUGAGCGUCCGGGCGCAUCAUGCGGAGGGUCUGCGGGGUUUCUGCUGAUGCGAACGCACUGCAGCUGAACACAUGUGUGUAUAUUAAAACCAUGGACUACUGAUACACACCUGGCUGUUCCUGUGUGCUUACAAACACCAUCCGCAUUCACAUCAAGGACUGAAGCGAUGCUACGAGCCUCUGGAGAAUGUCAGCCCUGAAAAAGGUGUUACCAUGGAUACUGCAGACACAUUGCUGCCUUUUCCUUGACAAGAGUCCAGACCAGCAGUAUUCCCCCUGGUCACCAUCCCGAGAUUUCAAUGAGGAUAGUAGCCUCGCUCCACCCAGGAACAUGAAGGGCUUAUCAGGUGGUCGUGCACCGCACCAGAUUCCCACACUUCCCCCGUGUGGACUGGCGGAGUGCGAGCAUCUUCAUGACCUGCACGGCAUGCAUGUGACCGACCUGCGCCACCACUACCUGCUCAGCCCCACGGAGACCUGCGCCAUGGACUUCCAUCACCGUCUUUCCCCCCGCAGCUCCAUUCACUCCGACUGCAUGAUCAUGUCACCCGUGGCGCUAACUUCCACUGCCCCCACUGACCAUGUCUCCAGCAGCACCUUUCCCAGAAUGCACUACAGUUCGCAGUACUACGACCCAGCUGCCCGGGAAGACUGUGCAGCCAUCACCACCUCAGCCACAUCCGCCGCCGCUGCCGCUGCUGCAACAUCUGCCUCUCACCACGGCAGCAGCAAAAGCAACCGCAUCCCCGCAAACCUGCUGGACCAGUUCGAAAAACAGCUUCCGCUUCAUCGUGAUGGCUUCCACACGCUCCAGUACCAACGCACAUCCGCCGCCACUGGUGGGGAGCAGCGCAGCGAGAGCCCCGGUCGAAUCCGACACCUGGUGCACUCCGUCCAGAAGCUCUUCACUAAGUCCCACUCACUGGAGGGAUCGUCCAAGAUGAAUGGCACCAAAGGAGAUAGCGGAGGAGGGGGAAGCCAUCACCAUCACCACGGCGGUCAUCACUCAUCCAAGCACGGCAGCAAGCGCAGUAAAAGCAAGGAGCGCAGGCACCGGUCGGGGACGGGGGGCUGGUGGAGCUCGGACGACAACCUAGACAGCGACAGCACCUACCGCACGGCCAGCGCCUUGAGCCGCCACCAUCAUGAGCACGUUGGCCACAGUUUCCCAGAAUCCAUGCACACUCAUUUUGGAGACCACUCGCUCAAAACCUCCAAAAGCAACAAUGACGUCAAGUGUUCGGCCUGCGAGGGUCUGUCCAUGGCACCUGAGGGAAAGUUCAUGAAGAGGAGUUCCUGGUCAACGCUCACUGUUAGCCAGGCCAAAGAGGCAUACCGAAAGUCCUCCCUAAACCUAGAGAAACCCAUGAUGCAUCAGGACCUUAAACCAUCAUUCCGGUCCUCACACUACCUACAGGUGCCUCAGGAUGAGUGGGGGGGUUAUCCAGGGAUUGAGAAGGAGGAGGAGAUCCCAUGUCGCCGGAUGCGUAGCAGUAGUUACGUCAAAGCCAUGGGAGACGAUGAUAGUGGUGAGUCUGAUACCAGCCCCAAGAUGUCCCCUCAGAAGACUGUGCGGUCCGAUGCCCUUGUCCUCAAAUCAGCCAUGCAGAGGCCACAUAUAGACACCCAAAGCUCUGGCUACCACUUGCAAACAACGAGAGAUAUGCGUCCUCACCCCAGCGUGUCUCUGGACCCAGCAACCAACUUCAACCCUCCACAGUUUCGCUCCAGAAACCAGAGCUACAUGCGUGCAGUCAGUACCUUCAGUCAGGCAAGCUGUGUCAGCCAGGUGAGUGAGACUGAGGUCAAUGGCCAGUUUGAGUCAGUUUGCGAGUCCGUUUUUAGCGAAGUAGAAUCCCAGGCCGUGGAGGCCUUGGACCUGCCCGGCUCUUUCCGCACACGAAGCCACAGUUACCUGCGUGCAAUUCAGGCUGGGUAUUCCCAAGAUGACGACUGCUUGCCUUCAAUGACAUCUUCUACUGUCACUUCAACUCUCAGAUCCACAACAGGGGCCCGUAGCUUAGCUGGGGGGCGUAGAAUGUACGGGAUCCAGUUUCGUCUCCCUACUGCCUGUGGUGUGGAUCGAACAGAAACCCCCACUCCAGUGGCAGUGACAUAUACACCUGACUACAAGAAGACUCCUCCACCCGUUCCUCCUCGAUCCACCACUAAGCCGCUGAUUUCUGUAACAGCCCAGAGCAGCACAGAGUCGACGCAGGACGCGUACCAUGAGGGUCGGCCAUCACGGGGAGGGCUUUGGGCACCGGAUAGCCUCGGUCGGGUCAUCUACAACUCCACCGACAGCCUGGAUAGUGCGAAGGCGGUGACCCUAGCGAUGGAAACCGCAUCCAAGCGCCUCACAUCUGCGGGGAGCUACAGCUCCGUUCAGACCUGCGAUAAGGCCAUCCUGGUGUCCAAAGCAGAGGAAUACCUCAAGACUCCACGCUCUUCCAUUGGGAUACAGGUGGAAGCGGCCACAGAUUCUGAGACAGAUAGUAAAGGUCUCCCACAGUAUCAGUCCGUGGGUAUCCAAGUGGAAGAUGAGAAGAGAAUCGGCCGCUUUAAACGGUCCAACAGUGUGACGACGGCAGUUCAGGCUGAUUUGGAGCUGGAAGGGUUUCCUUCGACCGAAGACAAGAGUCUGCAGUUUGGAGGAUUUCAGCGGCAUUCUGAACCCAGUACGCCCACACAGUACAAUGUGGUUCGGACCGUACGCACACAGGGCCUUUUUAGCUACCGUGAGGAUUACAGGCCCUCCAGUGGGCCGCCCAGUCCGCAGCCCGAACCCUGGCUGGUGGAGCCUGCUCAUGAAGCAGCCGAGUCCGGCCGUGUGUCGCCACUCCGCCGUGACGGCAGCUGGUUCAUGCAACUUCUGCACAGUGAGACCAAACGUAUGGAGGGAUGGUGCAAAGACAUGGAACGUGAGGCAGAGGAGCACGACCUGUCGGAGGAGAUUCUUGGGAAGAUCCGGAGUGCUGUGGGCAGCGCUCACCUCCUCAUGUCCCAGAAAUUCCAGCAGUUUUACUGGUUGUGUCAGCAAAAUCUGGACCCCAGUGCUAUGCCCCGCCCCACGGCUCAGGACCUGGCUGGGUUCUGGGAUCUCCUGCAGCUCUCCAUCGAUGAUGUCACUGCCAAGUUUGAUGAGCUGCAACAAAUCAAGAGUAAUGACUGGAGGAUAGUGGAGAGUCCAGAGAAGAAGGAAAGAAAAUGGCCGCCUCCUGUUACAAAGAGGCCUCCUAAAGGUCGUGGAGCUGUCAUGCGUGAGCGAUCCUUGGAUCUGCAGGACCGUCAGAGGCAAGAGGCCCGCCGCAGACUCCUGGCUGCGAAACGGGCUGCGUCUUUCCGUCAGAGCUCAGCUACAGAGCGGGCCGACAGCAUAGAGAUCUACAUCCCUGAAGCCCAAACCCGAUUAUGAAACACACAUAUACUAUGCCUCACCAGUGCGCUUCACCAACAGGGUACAUGCAUUCUACUCCAUGUCACAGCUCCGCCCGUGCAUAUUCUCACAUCUGUUACAAGUAUUCUUCCUCUGCUCAUCAUCUACUCUGAGCUGAGAAUAGUGGUGAGUUUAUAUAUGCCUCAAACAGAGCUCAAUGCAAAGAGGUCAUGGCAGUCUAUGCACUCCAAGGCCUGCAGCUACUGCAACCCAGUUUGUAUUUCAGUUUUAGUAUGUUCAAAGGCCAAAACUAAGGCUUUGUUCACACUGCACAUAAAUCCGAUUUGGUUUUCACUUUCAAGUUUUAGGAUGGAAUUAGGGCUUGGUUGUAAUAGUAGUGAUGUAAGAAUGAUACAGAGGACAACUGUCGUGACAUCUCACCAUGGUGCUGAACUCAUGAGAUGCGUGAGAGCCAUUAGCUCACAUUAGCGAUUCUUACAUUAGCAUUCAUGCAUAUGCUGUGUCCAAAACCACUGACUUGUUCACUUACUAUUCAUGACAUGAAUGUUAUGGAGCCUCUAAUGGGACAAAAUUAUAUUUCAAUCCUUUUAUAUUCUCUUGCAAAAAUUUGUGUUCACUUGCAAAACUUGUGCAUUCUCUUACAAAACGUCUGUAUUCUCCUGAGAAACUCUGGCUUCUUUCGCAAAACAUUUGCCUUCACUUACAAAACUUUUGUGUUCCACUGAAAAACUUUGUGUUCACUCACAAAACAUUUGCAUUUGCCCUGAAAAUUUUUUGCUUUCUCUCGCAAAAUAUUUCCAUUCUCUUACAAAAUGUAUGUGUUUCCCUGAAAAAUUUUGCCUUCUAUCACAAAAUAUUUGCAUUCACUUACAACACGUCUAUAUUCCCCUGAGAAACUUUGCAUUCUCUCACAAAACAUUUGUGUUCUUUCGCAAAAUAUGUGUUCACUUAUAAAACAUUUGCAUUCCACUGAAAAACUUUGCAUUCUCUCACAAACAUUUGCAUUCUCUCACAAAAUAUUUGCAUUCGGUUAUAAAACAUCUGUAUUUCCCUGAGAAACCUUUCAUUUUUUUUUAGAAAAUGUUUGUAUUCCCCAGAGAAAAUUUGCAUUCUCUUGCAAAACAUUUGCAUUCUCUCACAAAAUAUUUGUUAACUUACAAAAUUUCUACUUUCCCCUCAGAAACAUUGCGUUCUCUUGCAAAACAUUUGCAUUCUCUCGCAAAAUAUUUGUUAACUGACAAAACAUUUGCGUUCCUCUGAGAAACUUUGUAUUCUCUCAAAAAGCAUUUGUGUUCUCUCACAAAAUAUUUGCGUUCUCUUACAAACCAUCUAUAUUCCCCUGAGAAACUUUGCAUUCUCUCACAAAAUAUAUGCAUUUACUUUCAAAAUUGUAUGUUCUGAGAAAUUUUGUGUUCUAUCACAAAACAUUUGCGUUCUUACCAAAUGUCUGCAAAGAGUUUGAGCAAAACUUUUGCAUUUUCCCACAAAACACAAAUAUUUUGUGAGAGAAUGCAAAUGUUUUGCAAUGAACACAAAUUUGCUCAGGGGAGUAUGAACAUUUUGUAAGAGAAUGCAAACGUUUUGUGAGAGAACACAAAUGUUUCUGACGGGAAAGCAAAAGUUUUGUAAAUUAACUUAAAUUUUUAAUUAACAUUUGCCCUGAGAAAUUUUGCGUUCUCUCACAAAAUAUGUGUCUUCACUUACAAAACUUUUGCGUUCUCUCACAAACAUUUGCAUUCUCUCAAAAAAUAUUUGUGUUCACUUACAAAACUUUUGCAUACCCCUGAAAAACUUUACGAUUCCUCUGAGAAACAUUACGUUCUCUUACAAAACUUAUGUUUCUCUGAGAAAUUUGCAUUCACUUACAAAAUAUUUGCAUUUGUUUACAAAAUAUCUGUAUUUCCCUGAGAAACUUUGCGUUUUCUUUAGAAAAUGUUUAUAUUCCCCUGAGAAAGUUUGCAUUCUCUUGCAAAAUCUUUGCAUUCUCUUACAAAAUGUCUGUAUUCUCCUGAGAAACUUUGCGUCCUCUCGCAAAAUAUUUGCAUUCACUUACAAAACUUUUGCGUUCCCUAACAAACGUUGUGUUCUCUUACAAAACAUCUGUAUUCCCCUAAGAACUUUGCAUUCUAUCGUGAAACAUUUGCAUUAACUUAUGAUAAAAUAUUUGUGUUAACUUACAAAAAUUUUGCAUUCCCCUCAGAAACAUUGCUUUCUCUCACAAAACAUUUGCAUUAUUUACAAACUUCUGUAUUCUCCUGCGAAUCUUUGCAUUCUCUCACAAAACGUUUGCGUUUUCUUAAAACAUUUUUUGCAUCCCACUGAGAUGCUUGUAUUCACUCUUUUCGGGAGAAUGCAACAUUUCUUAGGUCAACGAAAUACUUUUGCGAAAGAACACACACACAAAUUGUGAACGGAUGCAAUAUUUUUCCAGUGAACAUAAUACCUUUGCAAAAAAAUCGCUUAGAAAUAUUUUCCAUCACCAUGUCCCCUUAGGGGCUCCGUCAGAUGUCAUAUAAUUUAAUAUAUAGGGAAAAACUAAUCGAAAAAAGAGACAUGCAGAAGUGAGGCUUCUGGAAUGACAAAAAACUAAAACGUAAUCUGACUGAUGCAUUCUAAAACAUUUAAAUUGAUUUCAGACCACAUACGGAUGUCAUUUGGAAACAUCCAAAAAAAAAACAACUAAAAACAAACAAACAAAAAAAAUCGGAAUUUUGCUGCCUGUUUGAACAAAGCCAAAGUCUAGCCCUCAGCAUAGGCACAGUUAUUACUCCUUUCAGAAAAUGUAUUCUCUAGCACUGGCACAAAACUAAUGUCACAGCAUAGUCACUUCAUCCACGGCAUCAUUCCCACAAACAGAAAAAUAAAAUGACUCUAAACUUGAUUUAGUAUGGAGUUUAGAUUUAAAUAAGCGAAUUUAAGAUUGCAAUUUCUGUAAGAUUGCAAAGUCUUUACUGCUUACAAGGUUGUACAAAGCAGUUCUACUUCUUAAAUGAUCUACAUUUGUAUUUCCAACGGAAAUGUUGAUCUUGAUCCUUGUGAUGUUGUCGCAGUUGGGGAUUUGCAUGAAGGUUUUGCUUCUAGACUUCAGUUUAGUUUUAGCUUCAGGGUUGACAGAGAUUAAAUCUACUUCUGGACUUAACAGCACUGUCGAAGAGAAUCCUUUUAUUCGACGACUAAGGUUUAAAGCUCAUUCAGCCCAAAAAGGCCUUGAUAUCAUUCAGUCAUAGCUUGACUUUCAUUGACUGACCACCAGUUUUACACAAAAACAUUUACAGAGAAGUAUUUACAACACCAAUCUUCCUCAAUGUUCACCACUCAAGGUAGUCUGUGACAUAUAAAGGUGCAAAAGAAACUUUAAUAAUAUUACUGUAAAUGGUGCUGCUUUAUACUCUAAAAUGUAGAAGCCCCCUCCUCUCCUUUCUGCACAGCACUAUAAACCACCUGUGGACUUUUUAAAGGGAGGUUUAACAUGGUGUCUCAAUGCAUCUCGGAUUAUCAUAUUUAUGGUCACUGGUUUGUUGAAAAGAAAUACACGUAUUUUAGGUUAGACGCUUAUGCUUUUUGUAUAUCACACUUUUCCGGUCCAGCAUUUGCACAACAAUGUGCCCAUCUGCCUUGUCACUUUUGAGAACAGAAACCCGGGUGUGCAAUAGGGGUCUCUAUGAUGAAUUGUUGAAUUCAUAUACCAUAUUUUAAGUUGGGUGGCAACAGCUCUCCUUUUCAUUCCUAAUUUGGAUUUAGGUUCUUUAUUACCUUGAUUGUAAACUAAAUAAUAACCAACAGCAGCAUUAGAUUCAAUACCUUAUAUUUGUAAAUACAAAUACAGUUAUUUAACAGCAGUUAUUAUUUAUUUUUACUGGCACAAUGAUGAAUUUUAACUGUCCACAACUGUGAUUCCGGGAUUUUUCCCCCUGGUUCCAGGCCUGACUAUACAGAGAUGGCGGUACUGUCUAUCCUCUUAGCAUAACAGCUGCUUACAUUCAUAAGGCGUUAGAAAGCAGCAUAGAAAUCCCUGGCUUUUUAGCUAUUUCCUUUACCUGGCAGCCUUACAGCAUCUUAAGCAAAAAGCAUUGUGAAUGUACUGCCCUGCUCUUGCAAAAAAAUAAAUAUAUAUAUAUACAUAUAUAAAAUUAAAAAAUGAAGAAGAAUCAGAAGAAGAAAAGGAACUGACAAUAAAUGUUUCAGCUCAUUUUAGGAGUAAAUUCAGUCUCAGAAAAAUGAACUGGGUAAUGAUUAGUUUUAAAACCACAAUUAAAGCAAGGGAUAGUUCAACCAAAAACUGAUAUACUAUCAUAUCCUUGUCUAGAUCCUCACACUUUAGCGAAUACCCAGGCAGCUUAUUUCUACACAGUAAAAAAAAUGGUGACAAUUAACUGGCAAGAUUUAAAAACGUUUGAAAUCUGUCAUAUUUGCUCAUGCAAAGGAUUUAGGCCAAAUUGCAAACAGUAAAUGCCAUGGCACUAAAACAAACACAAUCAAAGUUUCUUCACUAGCAACUGAUCUGUUGAAAAACUCUGCAGGCUCAAAAUAUAAUCCUUUUCUAGUCAAUUUCAUGUUUAAGAGCUUGAAUAUAGUGCAUGAAUGCAUUUUUUAGAGCUUGACAGUUUGGAUCACCAUACCUUACUGCAAGGCCAGGACAUUCUGCAAAAUAUCUCAUUAUAAGCAAAUGAUUAUGUUUUAAGGUGAACUAUCCCUUGAAGAAACAGUGUUGCUUGAGAAUUAGGCUGAAGCGAGAUAUGUUGAGUGCGUAAUGCUGUGCUUUUACACGCUGUAGUGGCUCAGUAUUGCUGUCUCAAUUCUCGUCUCAAUGUAUUCAAAGCACCACAUACACAAAGAAAUGAUCAGCACUUUCCAAUUAGUCCAAAUACACUCUUAAAAAUAAAUGUGCUUCACGAUGCAAUAGAAGAAGCUUUUUUGUCUAAAUGGUUCCAAAAAGAACCUUUAACAUCUGAAGAACCCUUCUUUGUGGCGAAAGAAGGUUCUGAAAGGUUCUUUGUGAAGCCAAAAAUGGUUCUACUAUGGCAUCACUGUGAAAAACUUUUAAAGCACUUUUAUUUUUAAGAGUGUAGUUUGAGAGAAAGUUAUCUAAACUCAUAUGAAGGGUGGAUGUAGACGUUUUUUGCUUGAGGUUCUUCUUCGCGGCUGUUGCGUUUCCUUUCAUGGCAACUGUCAGUCAGUCGGAAGACAUUGACAUGCUACCAACUGCUGCUAAAUAUGUACACUGAGGUACAGUUAUCAUCUUGCACAUUUUAUAUGAAUAUAUAACAGCUAAAAUAUGACAGCCCACAGGACAGGUGUCUUUCUCAAUGAUUUACAUAUUUUAGUCCAACUUAAGAGUACUUUAGCUAACUAGGUCCCUUUUUGCAAACUUCCAGCCCUGUUUUAAAAGAUAUUGUCAUAAAACAAUGUGGUCAGGCAGUGCUGACGAGUUGUGGCAUAGGUGUAUCGCUGCUUGUGUAAAUGUAAAUAGUUGUAGAGUGCUAUCACCUGACACAUGCCAUGUGUCUGUCUUUUUUUGUUUUGUUUUUUUAGUAGAGAUCUAGCAGAUAUCGGUGAUUAUAAAAGGUGGAAACAUCCAUAGGUGCCUUAUAAUCAGUGUUGGAGACUUAAAAUGAUUUGCAUGAGAUAUGACUUAUGCAGAGGAAAUAUCGCUUAUGGUUAAAUGGCGAAACCCUGCAGUAUUAUUUCUUGUCAUGCAUUUCUGAUCAUCUGAUCAUGUAGGGGCUCAAAAUGUUAAAACAGAUGCAUGAUCGUUGGAUCAUUGAUAUUUUGAUGAAUUUUUUUGCUUAGAACGUCAUUUUCAUCAUUGCGUGCAAAUUUGGGUUGUAUUUGAUCAGGACUGUGUGGUAGUGAUGUUUAGUAUAAAUAUUGACAGCUUUUAGAGGUAUUAAUAUAGUGUUUUAUUAAUAUGGAAGUCUAAAGGUGCGGUCACAUUUAUGUUUUAAAAACCAUUCAUAUGCAUGUGAACACAGGUGAGUGAAAUGUAAAGUUGGUAAACUUGGAUCUGCAAAUUUAUAUAGUGAGAAGUCUUCAGUUCCAAGAAUACAAACCUCAAAACUGCAUCGUCUGCAGUGUUAAGAUAUAUCAUUUUUAAGACAUUUUAAGCAUUUGCUCAUUGAAAAAUUUGUCUACAUACAUUUUUGCAAAACUCCAAAAAUGUAUCGAUCAGGGGUGGCAUAACAGGGCGGGACGGUUAGUAUGAUUCCAAGGGCCCUGAUGAGAGAUUUCUGAUUACUGUCGAAGGGGGCCUGUGUGAACCAUAGUGGCACCCCUGGUACCUAUACAUGCAAUUAAUUGUUGUUUCCAGCUGAAAUUAACAACCUUUUUUUUCCUUUUUCACACAAAUUAUGAUUAGGGUUGGGUAUCGUUUGAAUUUUAUCGAUUCUGGUUCAGAUUCUGCUUAUCAAUUCCAAUUCUUAACAGUUCCUAGUUUCGAUUACAAUAACAUUAAAAUGUCAAUAAAAAAAUGAGGUUAUACAUUUUUAUUUAGUAUUUUUACAAAGCUGUCUGUUGCAGCUGAAUACGAUGAGCAAAAAUCAGCAGCCUACAGAACACUAAGAGGAACUUUUGCCUAUGGUUUUAACAAAAAAAUACCACAGCAAAAACAACUAAUAAAUGGCUAAUAUAAAUUUCAAACAUUACAUUGUUAAAGGCAAGUAAACAGUCAGUAAUAAAAUAGGAACAAGCAAAUAAACUCGCAAUAGUAUAAGUAAAUACAAUUGAAUAAAUUGCAGAUACAGAAAUUUAUAUCAAAAGCUUAAAAACACUGCAUAGUUUUCUUUUCAUAAAUAAAAUAUAAUUCACUCAAAGUUACGAAAGGUAUUCAGUCAAGAUCAGUGAAUGAUUUUUUUGUUUUUGGAUUAACAUUAAUCACAUGCAGCACAUUUUUUAGGCUGCUGUCUCUUUAACACCGAACUCGCACGCAUCUAAAAAUGCUGUACACGUGCAUUUUCUUUCUCAUCUGUUUUCACUUUCAACAAAAAAGGCUGUGUUUAUAAAUGACAUACUGAUGUACUUUGUGCAUAUUGGACGGUAAAUGUGAAAGAGAAGUCAGGAAAUGCACGUGGAAAUGCACGGAACGGUUCAAAUCCAGCGCAGAAAUCAUUAAGUUCAACCGAAAUGCAUGUCUUAUCGAAUGGGUUCUUAGAAAUUUGGAACCAGUUCUCAAUACUCAACCCUAAUUACAGGGCAGACUAUAGAUUAAUAAAGACUAGUUUGUGCAUAGUUUCUUGUGCAAUAGUACUAUCCCUGCUGAAAAAAAAACCCAGCCUAAGCUGGUUGGCUGGUCUUAGCUGGUUAACAUGGAAGUGGCUGGAUUUAGCUGGUCUCCUGGCUAGGCUGGUCAAGCUGGUUUUAGCUGGUCGUUCCAGCUAAAGAAAGUGGCCAAAACCCCUCUAAAACCAGACUGCUGACCAGCUAUGACCAGCUAAGACCAGACUGGAUAACCAGCUAAAACCAGCCAACUAACUCUUUUUUUUUUUCUUUUUUUUUCCAGCAAGGAUGUUAUGACCUAAACAAAAUACUUUUACCAUAGUAAAUGAUUUGUAAACUAAAACAUUCUGAUGACUGCAUCAAAUAACCAGCUCCUUAUGUAUGGCUUUUCUUAAGCAAUAAAUUUGCUCAGUAGCGCACCCGGUAUAGCAUUUAACUUGAGACGUGGAGUGCAUGAGAACAAGUACUAUGAAAAACAAGUCACAAGCCUCAGUAAAAGUGCUCACAUAGUUGGACAAUUACACAAAAACGGCAAGGAUGCUUCAGUAUUUUUAUCUCACGUUUGCUUUUGUUAACACUAUUGGUUGGGUGUAGUGUACAGUGGAGAUUAAAAUUAGAGAGCAACCUAUAAUUUCCUAAAUUUCAAGGUCACUACUUAGCCCUAUUUGAAGUUAUCCUAACAGGAGUAGAAGGGCAGUUUUUUAAGCAUAUUCCAUAAAUUAAAUGUAUUCUAAAGCACAGUACACUCUUAAAAAUAAAGGUGCUUCACGAUGCCAUAGAAAAACCUUUAUGUCUAAAAUGGUUCCAUAAAGAACCUUUAACAUCUGAUAGAUGUUUCUGUUUCACAAAAGGUUCUUUGUGGCGAAAGAAGGUACUUCAGCUUUUAAAAAGGUAAGAAAGAGAUGGUUCUUUAAAGAAACUUUAACUGAAUGGUUCUUUGUGGAACCAAAAAUGGUUCUUGGCAGCAUUCCUCCAAUUUUCACUGAGAUUGCAAAGCAGACCACACUAUGGUGACUGAAACCCUGUGAAAGGAAGUUGUCCAGAUGAAGGCCAAAGGGAUAACCCUUUCUGCCACUGCAAGAGAAGCUCGUCAUUUUUUAUAUUUUAGAAGCUCGAAAUCUGUGAUUUCUCGAAUAUUGCAGACUUACAAUGACACGAAUUCAUUCAAGUCCUCCAAAAAGGCUGGUCAUCCAUGUAAGAUUGAGACUCUCAAUGAGGAAUCGGUUCAACACUGCAGCUGGAAUUGCUUGUCAGUUCAGUGCUAAACAGGGUAAGGAUCUGUCUCGGGACCAAGCCUCUCAUCGGCAGAAAGAAUCAAAGGGCUAGACUCACCUUUGCCAAGGAGCAUGUUGUGUGGAGAGAGGAGAACUGAUUUAAAGUUCACUUUAGUGAUGAGAACAACUUUAAUUUAUUUGGGUCUGAUGGGAAACAUUUUAUUGGGUAGCAAACUGAGGAAAGACUGAAGCCCAAGUGCAGUGAAAGUCAGUGAACGGUGGAGGACAAAGUGUCAUGGUUUGGUGAGUGUUUUCUGCAGCAUGACUUUGAGCCUUUAAUACAGCUACAUGGCAGGGUGAAUGCAAAUAUUCAUCAAAACCUCCUUCAGCAACAUGCAGUCCCUCUCUACAAGCAUUUCCAAAUCAACCUGCAAUUUUCAUGCAAGACAUUGUCCCCGUCACACUGCAAAACAGAUAAAGCCAACCUAGUCUCCCGACAAAAACGCACCUGGGGCAACUGUUUCGCGAGACACCAAAUACAUACCAAUAAGUACAUAUCACUGCAGUGUCCAAAAGAAAUAAAGUGGUUGAGGCGGUAAAACAGCAAGCACUUUUAAUCAUUUUCGUACACAUUUAUCAUUACAGCUCCAUAAGUUUCCAGUGUUUUAACAAAUAAUGCUACCUAUCAGAUUAUGCUACCAACACAGUAUUUUUAAUACAGUAAAGGUAGUUUUAGAGUUGGGGUAGAUGUACAUGACACCGGAUUUAACAAGCUUGUUCUGUAGCUCAGGCGGCACGGAGUUGGAUUUAAGUCCUUGGGUGCGAAUCCCAAGAAAAAUGUGACUCAAGAUGAGAGAUCAAAAAACAAGCUAAAAUGGCAUACUUGCAAUUGUGAUUUUACAUCACAUUGGCUUUUGUUCAUAUACUACAUAUAUUGUACAGUCUCGCGAAAAACUUCCCCUGGUACAGUUUCCAUGAGACCAGGUAGGGUAAAGCAGAUCCUUGAAGCUAAGAACACUAAAAUAAAACUGAUUGAAAAUCAUUGGCGACAAAGUUACGGCUUAAAAACCCACUACGGUCACUAAACUAUGGAAGAGAGUGGAAAGAGAGUGUACCAAUAUCACACCAGCACAGUCUGAAAAACUAGAUUUCUUGCGGCCACAGAAGAAGUCAUUGAAAGCAAGGGCCUCUACAUUUCCUACUUAUUUCUGACAGCUUUAACCCUCCAUAAUUAUAGUUUGAAUCUUCUUUCAUGCUAGUGGUUACUGUUCUCUAAUUUUGAUCACUGCGUUUUCCACAAAAUAAAGGUUUUUGUUGAAAUGCUUUAAAAAAAAAUUGUCAAAUGUGUUAGUAGAAUUGUGGUAUUCCCACAGAUAAUAUUCCUUCAAAGUUUGAAUUAUGAUGUUUAAAAAUAUUUCAGAAAAAAAAAAUAUAUAUAGAGACUGUUCUCUAAUUUUGAUCUCCACUGUAGGUCUUUUGACUGUGAUGGAGCAUUAACCUUUUAGUGCCACUCCAUAGACGUUUCACUUUGAAAGUACAGCGAGACGAGGGAGAAGCGACUUGAUAUCAUUUUGCAGAAAUGUUGCCACAGGCACAUUUUCCAAUAAGCCUUGGUCAUGUAUACAUUUAUGUGUUAUUAGUGACUUAUUAUUUAUUAAUAACUAUGUGACAUCAUAUCAUGUUGCCCAUAUUCAUUUCACCAUCUGAUGUGGUUCGUGUGACCGCACCUUAAGACUGUGGAAAGUGUUGAAUGCAGGUAUCUUCAGUUUUGAUCUAUAUCUGUCCUCUGUGAUGAUGGACACAUGAGGGCUUCACAUCGUCCAUUUCUACAAAACAAUACACACUAUUCGACUAAAUGCCAGUGUCCACCUCUCACGUGCUUACACACUUUACCAGACUUGCCAGAAUGUGCAAUAGUGUAUAAAUACAUGGCAGGCACAUGGUGUCAUUACCUCUCAGUGUGUGGUAUUAAUGGCAGGACACUACACUAGCGCUAGUAAAGUCUCUCUACUAGCACUGAGUCUCUCUGCGAUCAGUUUAAGGCAAACAGAGUGAUUUGUCAUGCCUUUCUACUAUGCAGCAACUUUAGUCUGAGUUUCAGAAAAGACGCUUAUUCACAGAAACUAUGUUUUACCCUUUUUUGUGAAUAGAUUUUAUCGAGGAAUAACAAAAUAUGCCUUGCAACCCUGUUGAAAAGACUAAUUAGAGCUGGUAUGAUGCUGGUAUAGCUGGUGGACCAGCAUAGCUUUGCUGUUCACCAGCAAAAAGUACUAGUCAACACAUGUGAUUUGUCUAAGUUGGCCUACAAAGACAAAAUGCAUUAACUACACUACACUUUUUUCCAAAAUUGAUUUAAACCUGAAAUCUGGACUUUUAGACUCUGUCCAAUUUGGCUCAACUAUGCUCACAUUCAAAGAUUCUUUCAGAUGCAUUGCAUCUAUAUGGUAACUCCUAUGUACGCUAGUUGAAAAAGGACACUCACCGCAUCUAAACCACAACAUGCUGGUGACCAGCAAUGCUGCUUUUUUCAACACGGUUGCACUUUCUUUAUUUACCACUUCCCCUGAGGAUAUUUCUCGCCUAUAAAAACGUUUUAUAAAGUUGUGGCCAGUGUGUGCACAGAUAUACAGUAAAGUCGCAUCGCAAACACAUUACAUCAUUACAAAGAACAAUCUGCGCUGCCACUUUCAGUUUACCAAUGUACUGCAGGGAAGCCCUUUAAUAGGUUUUGUUAGUUUCCGAUUCUCCUCUUUGAGGGUCAGUUCCUCCAUAAUGCAAAGACAGCUAUUGUUCUAUGAACAAUGCUGUUAUUUCUUUUACUGAAAAUGUGAAACAAUGUAAACAGCUGUUUAAAAAUACAUUGAGACAUUGAGAGGUUAAAACUGGUGCUUUCUCAUAGAGGUGUGUUGGAUUCAUAUAGGCACUGAUUGGUUUUACCAGGACAAUCAACAUGCAUACACUCACAUUUACACGGAAACAAUAUGUUCAGUAGUGUAUAGGCCUCACUGUCCGCUCUCCAAAUGGCACGUUAUCUUUUUAUUGAGAUAUAUAUAAUUGCUUAUAAUCACAAAACUAAACAUUAUACCCUUUACCAGUUGUUCUCUACCCCACUCUCCCUUUCCAUUUGUCAGUUGUCCACCUAUUCAAGGCUUCUCUGCAAAGAAAUUACAAUAUUAUAGGCAGCUGAAUGAGUGUUCAGCUGUAGAACUUAAGUACAGAUGUUUCGCUGCCUGUUCAGCAAUAACCUGAAGGAUUUCAUUAAAUGAUCAUGGCACCGACACAGUUUGACAUCCUUGCUUUCGUAACUAUGUGAAAAUAAUUAUUCUUUUCAUAUAAAGCAGGAUGUUGAGGUCUGUCUGUGGUGCUACGUUGACUUUCAGAGCGUGAGGUGGGAUUCCAGGCAGUUUGCUAUGUAUUCACAGCUUUUAGUCUUAAAGGUUAACCAUAACCCCAGGAUGAAAAUACUUUGGUCUUAGUUUCUCAUGACUAAUUUGUCAAGGGGAGGGUUUAUCUCUUUAUUUGUUUUGUUUUCCAGCACAUCUGAUGUAAUGUGGUUUGAAUAAGUGAGACCUCUCAUAAAUGGGCUAUAACAGUGAGUUUUUGAGAAUGGUUUGGCUUCAAACUUGUUUUGAAUCAUUAAAUAUAUCAAUAAUAAGGAUGAAUCUAAUGCCAAAUAUACAUUAUUUAUUUAAAAAAAUACAUAUAUUGAUAAAUGAAUAUAUGCCUAAUUUAAAUAGAUUUUUUUUGCUCUAACCCAUGUUUAUUUGAACUUUGUCAAGAUUAUUUUAUAAAGCUAUGACAGCAUGCAGGAUCGUAAAAAAAAAAAAAAAAUGAAUGUAUGAUUUGAUGUUUCAUUGCUGUUAGUUGUUUUGGCAUUUUACAAAUAGUUUGGUAUUUGUACAAUUAAUUUGCUUUUUUAUUUAUAAUUUAUUGAGUCAUAUUCAUAUAUCUAAAUAUGAAAUGUUGGGUUUUUUGCAGAUGAGGAUUUUAUGAAGGGUUUGGUCCUUCUCUGCUUUAGUUUUGCUUCAGUAUUUUGCCUAAUUUCAGAUUGAUCAAUCUGCCUCUUUGAAUAACUGAAUAUUAAGUAUGAUCAUUUGUUGUACAUAGAACUACUAUUAAACUUUU
This is a messenger RNA of Labeo rohita (rohu), 16075 nucleotides long. RefSeq names its product disks large-associated protein 2 (gene dlgap2b). Gene Ontology annotation, molecular function: molecular adaptor activity. The transcript has 14 exons. Bases 315 to 3542 code for a protein of 1075 amino acids. Gene Ontology annotation, cellular component: glutamatergic synapse; postsynaptic specialization. Lineage: Eukaryota; Metazoa; Chordata; Actinopteri; Cypriniformes; Cyprinidae. Gene Ontology annotation, biological process: signaling. The record is from RefSeq and is a predicted model, not a curated record.